CCUAUCAAUAACUACUGGGCGGGGCCUAAUUCAAAAUGGCUGCUUAUUCCCUUCCUGUUAAAGGUACAGUCAAGAAAAGCGUCCUCAGGAACUAUAUACGUCAUGCUGACACUCACAACAGAGUACAGGAAGAGAGAGAAAUGUGGAGACUGCGUCAGUUGGAGCAGCAAACACAAUUACAAUCAUAUCAUUCCAAGCCGAGGCAUAUCCUAACAAGAGGUAGACUAUUGAGUGACUCACUAAGAGAGAGACCUGAUGACACUGAUGAAGAAGAAACCUCAUCAACUUACUGGACUAGGCAACUAAUGAAAGUGGAAGAGAAUGAUCCUGACCGUUGGGGUCACAGUGGCUAUAAGGAACUCUAUCCAGAGGAAUUCAUUUCAACUGAUGAGGAGAGAGGAGGGAAGAGAAAGAGAGAGAGAGAGACCAAGAGGAAGAGACCCUCUACUCGUGAACAAUCAAAACGGACGAGAGUCUCUGCUAGUACCAGCAGUGGGGGGAGCGAGAGUGAAAGAGAGUUUAAGAGACACAAGAGAAAGCAUAAGAAGAAGAGAAAUAAGAAAAGGGAUAAAUAGUUUUAUAUUAACACACUCACACACACUGGGCAGUUUUAUUGUAUUAUUUAUUGUUAAUGAUUUUUUAAUUGCA
Molecule: messenger RNA, 648 nt
Organism: Amphimedon queenslandica
Lineage: Eukaryota; Metazoa; Porifera; Demospongiae; Haplosclerida; Niphatidae
Exons: 4
Coding region: 36-575 (179 amino acids)
Source: RefSeq, a predicted model, not a curated record